This is a messenger RNA of Coregonus sp. 'balchen', 3607 nucleotides long. NCBI's taxonomy places the organism in Eukaryota, Metazoa, Chordata, Actinopteri, Salmoniformes, Salmonidae. The record is from the annotation of a GenBank genome assembly.
GAGACGCCCAUUCCUGGGAGUUACCACAUCCGGGACUUCAUUGAGGAGGCUGGCCUGAACCCGGUCUGUAGGAUGUAUGGCUUUAAGGGUACGGGGAGAGACGCCCAGAUUCAGAUGCAUAAGGGGGACCUGCUGCUACUGGGAGCCUGACUCCACCCAGGAGGCCCUCCAACGCCAGGCCUCCUACUCCUUUAAGAACUGCCCCUGGCCAAACAACUACACCCUGGGCAUCCGCGACAAGGUGGGGAGAGGAUGUCAAGAGGAGGGUGACAAAGGGAGGGGUCGUGGGGGGAGAGGAGAUAGGGAGGUGAGGAGAAGGGGGUGUUAUCAGCAGUAAUUGAUCUUCUAAUAACACCGUUUUAUUUGACAUUAUAACCUGAGAGUUUAUAUUGUCCAUCUUUGUCCAAGGAAUUGACCUUUCACCAUGCCACUACAAUGUGACCGAGAAACCAGUUCCAAAGAUACGCUGCAACUAAACACUUGCGUAAUCUAUCAUUAUAAUUUUUACACUGUUAAAUCUGAAUCACUGCAAGCAGACUGCCUCUGAUUCAUCUCCUUGAUAUUUGAAUCAUCCCUUGAUAUCUUUUUCCUGUGAGCUUUCAUCUCUUCAAAACAUGUACAAACAACAACCUGACCUCUCCAUUCCAGCACCACACAACAGGUCUGGCCCACUGAGGUAUAAUAAGAACUAGAGACUGCCUCCAAGAUGGCCGACCUUUGUUUUAAACAUAAUCUACUCACGUUCGCAUACGCCAUUUCGUGGUUGCUGCCGUCUUUCUUGCUGGGAUUACUACACCUGCGCAUUAACGCUCAGUGUACACUGGACAGACAAAACUAUUGUGUGAACUCUGUCAGAGCACCUGGACAGCUAAACAAGCCAACUGUCACUUCCCCUAGCUAGCUGGUGUCAUGAACUCAGAGCAUGAAUAUAAAAUGUUAAUAUCUUCGGCUGUGAGUGAUGGAUUUUUUUUGGGCUUUGGCGACAAUAAUUUUGGAUGUUUUGUGUACAAAGGUGAUGAAUAAAGUGUCUUAUUAGGAAUGUUCAAAUUUGAGUUCUCUAUGGGGCCAUCAAUGGGAAUUGUCUUUCUCGGCCGUGAUUCAGUUAAACUGCAGUACCGAAGCAAUACUGUAGGUGCAGUCAAAAGCGUGCUUCCAGACCAGAACCCUGGCCCCUAGGUCUGGCCUCUAUUUAUGCCAGUGGAGGCUGGUGGGAGGAGCUAUAGGAGGACGGGCUCAUUGUAAUGGCUGGAAUGGAAUACAUGGAACAGAGUCAAACGUGGUUUCAUGUGUGAUGUGUUUGAUACCAUUCCAUUUAUUCCAUUCAAGCCAUUACAAUGAGCCCGUCCUCCUAUAGCUUCUCCCACCAGCCUCCACUGAUCUAUGCCCUCUUCUCUACAGCACCUAAUCUCCUCUCUCACCACUCCUCUCCUUGCAGACACGUGAUGUUCGUUCGGCAGUGCAGAGUGCCAACUUUCUGCCUGUGAGUAUCUAGUCUUCACUGGCUAUGACUAAAGCCCUUACACAUUUCCUACGUGUUUCAGUCGGUUUGGUUAUGACACCCAUAACAGAGUCUGUUCUCUGACCGCAUUUGAUUCAUAUUACGGCACUGUGUUGAUUGAUGAUUCAAGUUCGGUUGCACUGUGUGUGCUGCAGCAAGUGCAUCCGUACUUGAUAGAUAUUUGAGUAGUGUUGGCAGCUGUCUCAUGUUGACAGAGAACGAAAUGUGUUAAGAAAUCUCAAGGGUGUCAUUAUUAUGUAGUAGGGAGCUUUUUUCACUGUUAGUGGUGUGUCAGGGCUAGUCCAAGUUUAUUGUCAAAGGUUAAAGAGCUCAACAAAUCCCGUGGCGAUUGUAUUUGUGGCCACAGCCAUUCAGACAGCUGUCUAGUUGAUGAAUUGAAGCAGGUUCGCCAUAUAUCAGUGGGUCAAGGGUCACACAAGUCUUAAUGUUUUACACUGAGAAUAUUCAGCCAGAGUCCCUAUCAAACUCAUUCAAAUAGUCAACUGAGGAUUUCUCUUGGAUUCCUCUGCAGGCUAAGAAUGUGAAAUAGAUUUUCACAUAUUCCCAGAGAAAUAUCCCCAGGGCUUACGGUGUUGCAAACCCUACAGAGGGGGAUAGUUUUUUUAUUCUGAUUUGACUUCAUUUCUUCGUUUCUUCUUCGUACUGACCAAAAUGUGCCCCAGAUUUGUUUUGUGUUUGUGCACUCAGAACCAAACAAUUUUGGAGCCUUUAUUUCCAAUCUAUUGUAUUUUAAUGACAUUAACUCGAUAGCCUAGCUGGGAUUAUCCAAAUAAAAUCUUUAUUGUUUGGCCAUGGCCUCUGAAGUUUUGUGGUUGAGGAUAACAGCUUGGGGGAUCUGCACUUUGUACACGUGGUGUAUCCAUGGAAAUAGAGGUGGCGAGGAACUUCGCUGCAGCACACCCGUGAUUAAUGAAAGGUCAAAGGUUCAGCAGACAUUUGCGGCAUGGGCCAGUUAUCUGUGCCACGCUGGGAGAAUGUGGCACUCGCUCUAACAGCAGCAAAAAAGUAGGCCAGGCACCUUACACAGCGGCAGAUCAGCAGGACAGCUCAUCAGGACAGCUCAUCACGGGGAGGCGAGAGUGCUUCGGUCCCCCGUGUCCUUUCUAAAAUCUCCUGUGAAAUACACCUGCAUUAACACCUCCACCGCGGAUCAGCUCCCCUGCGAGCUGACGGGCAGGUGGGGGAUAUGAAGUGAAUUUGCCCAGCGGAAUCAAAUGGCACGUAAUGAUAGCUAUAGCUAGCUAGUCUGAACCUCCCAGCUCGGGGACAGAGAAAGGCUCCUCCUAGAAGCUCCUUUUAUUUUCUUCUCUUGUUCUUUGUACUAUGAAUCACCAUAUCAGGAGGGCUAGGGAUGGAUGGAUUACUGGCUCAGCUUGGUCAAAGACAUACAAAUGUCCAGGAACAGGAAAGGUAGGAGAGGCUGUGGGCUAUUUUCUGCUUAUGGCCAACAGUAUGUUUGGGCAGGGAAAAGGAUAGCUGGAAGCCAUUGAAAUAAAUGUUUUGAACCUCAUGUAAUUAAUAUACUGUAUAUGCUGUGGUUUAAGUAUAAAUAGCCAUACAAUUGGAACUGCCUCAAUGAUCCAACUUCACCAUGUUUUGGCAUUGAACGGUUGUAUAAACCUGAUUCAUGGCAGUAAAUAAUCUUCAAGGCAACUAUUCAACCUUGGUCCCUCUGAGCAGGUUUAUUUGCCUUUGUGUGUGAGUUAGCCUACUGUAAGUAAUGAAUCAAAUGGUUAUUGUUUGUGUUCAGAGGGAGGGCCCUGCUCCUGAACACUACAAUAUGAGGACCGGCCCAACUAAAGGAGUCACGUGCUGUUUCAGAUCCACUGUGCCCCGUCUUCACAGUGUACGCUCGGUGGGUGACACACGCACACACACACACACUUCAUGUCAUUUUGGAUGGUUAAUUGAGCCCCUUAUAAAAAUCUAAACAGAAACCGUAAUUUUUGCAGCUGGUAUGUUGUGAGCUAUUCUCUCUCCCACAGUCAUGAUCAGUAAAGAUCUAGCUAGCUGUGUUCUAGUGAGUGUGUGUGUCUUGUUUGACAGAGGACCGCAGAACCAGGGACCUAUGAGCCUUCCUGGCAGAUG